AUGGAGUUUUACGACGAAGACAGGCCUAGAAUCGUCUUUCAAUCUCGUCCUUCCUCUUCUCGCACGACGGAGGAUGAUGAUGAUUCCAAAAUGCCUAACAAGAUCUGCAUCUCAAUCUCCGUCUCUAUCUCUCUCCUCAUUUUAUCACUCUCCUUCUUCUACUUCGAAACCGAGCCUUCCAAAUCGCUUCUCCUAUGGCUCUCGAUCUCCUUUCUCGUCGGUCCUUUCGCCCCUUCUUCACUCACCGGAGGUAAAAUUCGCGUCGGUUACGGUCAGAUCCUUGAGCCGGAACAGAUCCACGAUGAGCAAUCGACGGAUAACGAACGUGAAUCGAGGAGGAAAUCGGUGAACAAGCGAUCUAAUAAGGGGAUGAAGAACGACAAUCCGCCGGAAAAGCCUUCUUCGGUAGCCGAAGUUUCGAAAAAAGUGGAUCGGAGUGGGAUUGCAAAUUCCACGGAGAAUGGAUCUGUGAAGGACUGGAGUGAGGAAGAGAUCGGGAUUUUGAAGAAGCAGCUGACAAAGCAUCCGGCUGGAAAGCCUGGGAGAUGGGAAGCGGUGGCUGCGGCGUUCGGAGGAAAAUACAGGACGGAGAAUGUGAUCAAGAAGGCGAAAGAGAUUGGAGAGAAGAAAGUGUACGAGAGUGACGAUUACGCUCAGUUUCUGAAGAACAGGAAAGCUUCGGAUCCGAGAUUGGCUGACGAAGACGCUGAUAAAUCCGGGAAUGGCGGAGAUGACGAAGAUAACAAGGAGAGUUGGAGUAAAGAAGAAGACAUUGCGCUGCUCAAUGCUCUUAAAGCUUUUCCGAAGGAAGCAGCUAUGAGAUGGGAGAAGAUUGCAGCUGCAGUGCCUGGGAAGCCGAAGGCUGCUUGUAUGAAGAGAGUUACAGAGCUUAAGAAAGGUUUUCGUAGCUCGAAAUCUGAAGCCAAUUAG
This is a messenger RNA of Microthlaspi erraticum, 930 nucleotides long. The record is from the annotation of a GenBank genome assembly. NCBI's taxonomy places the organism in Eukaryota, Viridiplantae, Streptophyta, Magnoliopsida, Brassicales, Brassicaceae.